GAACCUCGGAACGUGGGUUCAGAUCCCAGUCAUUUGUCCUCGAAGUUCUGAUAGUUCAACAUUAUCUUUGUGAGUUCCUUAGAGUAUGAAAAUGGAGGAGCAGGGCUCUACCUCAGUAGAAGUGCUUCAGGGAGCCGGGAAGGCCCCUCAUGUUUUCCAAGCCGAGAAUAUGAGGGAAUUUUUGCAAAGGAGACAAGGAGAACAGAUUAAACAGGAGCCAGAGGAGGCUUCCUUUCAUCAGUGGGAAGCCCAGUGGCAGGGUUUCCUAAAGAAACUGGAUUCUCCUCACACAGGCAGUGGGAUCCCAAUAUUACUGGACAACAAGCCUUCACCCUGGGAUGAUCCAAAGGCUUUUCUGGCCUCCUUUGAAGAAGUGGCUGAAGCCUGCCACUGGCCCAGAGAAGAAUGGGCAACCCAACUGCUGCCAGCCCUCACCGGAGAAGCCGAGCAGGCCUUUAUCAAAUUGGACACCCGAGACAGAGAGGAUUAUGGGAAAGUAAAGGCAGCCAUCUUGCGAGGGGACGCCAUCAACAGGGAGAAGCAGCGUCAACGCUUCAGAUGCUUCUGCUACCGAGAGGCUGAGGGGCCAAGAGCGGCUUAUAGCCAACUGCAGGAACUUUGUUGCCGGUGGUUAAAAUUUGAGCAACGCUCCAAAGAACAGAUCUUGGAGUUGCUGAUGCUGGAACAGCUCCUGACCAUCCUGCCCCUGGAGAUCCAGAGCCGGGUUAGAGAAUGCGGACCAGAGACCUGUUCCCAGGCAGUGUCCCUGGCUGAAGAUUUCUUGUUCAGACAGCAGGAAGUCCAAAGACAGGAGAAAGAUGUAGCAUUUGAGGAGGGGGCUGUGAGUUUCUCUGAAGCUUCUGACCUCAACCAGAGAUGUUUGGGCCCAAAAACCAAGGAGGAGGAUGACAGAGACAACAGCCUGUCAGGUGAGGAAGGUGACCUCUUGGUGCUUGAGAUCUGAG
Molecule: messenger RNA, 965 nt
Organism: Heteronotia binoei (common prickly gecko)
Lineage: Eukaryota; Metazoa; Chordata; Lepidosauria; Squamata; Gekkonidae
Product: SCAN domain-containing protein 3-like
Exons: 2
Coding region: 86-964 (292 amino acids)
Source: RefSeq, a predicted model, not a curated record